Molecule: messenger RNA, 1641 nt
Organism: Heterotrigona itama
Lineage: Eukaryota; Metazoa; Arthropoda; Insecta; Hymenoptera; Apidae
Source: the annotation of a GenBank genome assembly
AUGUUGCUUACUCGGAAACGAAUCCCAUCGACGUAUCCGUAUAGAGUCGAGGAUGCGAGAUGGACGAUCAAAGACAAAUUGGAACAAUAUCGUGGGAUUCUCAAGUUGUACGCACGCGAAAAGAAAAUAAGAUGGCAGGACGCUGCGAAAUUGAGGAGAAAGAUAACCUGGCAGUUAAACGCGUACGAACGAGACGUGAACGAUUAUCGGCAAAUCGUCAACGAAAUAACGAGAGCUACUCCGAAAGGUCGUGCGUACAGUUUGCUACGCAGUCGCAAAAAUUUAAGAUUAAAGUACCACGGCCGAGAGACGGAAAACGUUUGCGACUCCAUUUACGAGGAGAAUCACCGGAAACGCUGUCGCUUGGACCAGCUUCGUUGCGAGAAGAAACGAAAGAUGAAACGAUGUUUCGAGCUACAAGUAGAACACGCAGAAUUGUGCAACGUCUACGAGCGAGAGAAAGACGCACCGUGGACUCUGGAUCGAGAGCAACAAAGAUUGGUGUCGCGAUACCAAAAGUCCAUAGCGAGGCAAAAUGCGGCAAAAGCGAUUAACGUAACGUACACUUGCAUGGUCGAGAUCUUGAGAAAGGACGCGGUGCAUCGGGAAAGCUUGUUGGACACGUUGAAGCAAAAUCGUACGAGUCAGUGCAAGGUGAUACUUCGAACGACGAUAAUGGGCCAACUGGCUACCGAGGAAACCAACGACGUUGAAUCCAAGUACAAACGUAUAGCGCAAAACGUUUGGACCAACAUGAAGGAGAGGGAACGCACGCUGGCGUUUGUGCGCGAACAGGUCGACGACUUGUGGUCGUUUGCGCGAUCGCUCGUUCGCACCGAGAGCGAACCGAUAUUGACCAGGGGAAUUAUUCGUGCUGGAGUCGCGUCGAACGAAGCGUUGGAGAAGCAAAUAACAUCUUUGGAAGAGAUAUUCGGCAGAGUGAAGGAUUCGUUGCUCGUACAUUCCUAUCGAGAGUUGCUCUCAAGGUUGGAGGAACGAACGAAGCAGCGAACGCGAUUGCUGGAACAAUUCGAUCGCAACGUGAGAGAGCGCGAUUCGUUGCUGAGCAAGAAAGACGAGGCACUGUCCGCGCUGUCUAAUUUCGAGCAUUCGCUCGUGGCUAGCGUUGAAGAAUACAACGCGGAUAAAAGUAUCUUGCUGGAGCGGAUCGCGAUGCAAAAGAAACGCGAGCUCGAGCGCAAAAACUUGAAGAAAGAACGAGGUGAAUUACUGAUGGACGUGAGAGCGGCGUUGCAGAAUAUGGUAGCGAUGUUGGUUUGCGUCAAAAGAGGCGACAGAGUAGCAGCGAAGAGGCCAACGGAAGAAUCCGACGUGCCAACGACGAUAGAAAAGAUGGAGGCGGAAGGUUUAGCGUUGUUAUCGACGGUCGGUCGAAAGGUAGGGGCGCUGUUUGGAAUGAGUAAUUUCGAAUUUGACAAGGACAGAGAAGAGAAAGCGAAAGAUCUGUACCAAACUUACGUAUCCAAUUACCGCUCGAAGAUCAAGUUCGAAGACGAAGCGGAAGCGGAACCGACAGGUCUGAUCGUUGAGCACGAAGCGAUCGAUUCUUCGGUACCAACGCGGGCAGAGAUCAAGUUGAAGAGUAAACGAGCUGUGGAAGCUCGUUCGAGACUGGAGUGA